Monosiga brevicollis MX1 is the source of this 951-nucleotide messenger RNA. RefSeq lists its product as uncharacterized. Lineage: Eukaryota; Choanoflagellata; Craspedida; Salpingoecidae. The transcript is spliced from 4 exons. Gene Ontology annotation, cellular component: membrane. The record is from RefSeq and is a predicted model, not a curated record. Gene Ontology annotation, biological process: regulation of cell differentiation. The coding region runs from base 34 to 585 and encodes 183 amino acids.
GCGCGCGAAGGCAGUGACAGGGUCCGAGUCGACAUGUUCGGCCGGCGCCAAUCGGCUCCCCAAGGCGCAGGCGCCCCCGACGGCUCGGGCACCGUCCUCCUGCAGGGCCACCUGUACAAGCAAGGCAAAAUCUUCCCGACCUGGCGGCGACGCUGGAUGGUCCUGUAUCAGGAUGGCCACAUUGACUAUUUCAAGCCGCGCGCCACAGUUCACAGCCCGCUGGGUCGAGAGAAAGGGGCCAUUUGGCACAUCAAGGCCGUUGUUGCAGGCUCCGACCUGGGCUUGGUCCCCUGGCCCCGAGAUGCCGCUGCCUCGUGUCGCUUUUCCUUGCCCACACGUGCAGAGCGCACCUAUCAUCUCUAUGCCGAAAGCCAAGUGGAAGCAGAUCGCUGGAAGCGCGCCCUCAUCUCCCUGUCAGACACCAAGCGCCUCAUUACUUACGACGAACUCCUCCGGGGUGACGUUCGCAUUCUGAUCGAGUACGUGGCCCUCUACGGCAAGGGCGGGACGGCAGCUGGCGCGCGUCAGCAACUUUCCUCACAGGAGUACAACCCGCAUGAAGAGGGGGCCAAGAUCGAGUAUUGAAGCACCUGAUGGUUGAAGCUAUUUGCGACACGACGUGCUACAUUACUGCUUGCCGUCACGCACGGCCAGUGAAGACGAUGCGUGUGCACUGCAAGAUGCGCAGCAUGCGCGUGACAAUAAAACUUAAAGCUUACGACGACACCAGAUGCGCCGCCGGUGGUGCUUUACGUGACCAAGACCAUGAUCAGUUCAGGCUGGCCCGAUCGAGGACGCUCACGUUCAGAGUGACAUGGUGUGCAAUUCGAACCAAACGCAACCACUCUCCCCGCGCGGACGAUGCGAGCGAGACGUUUCGAGACUUCGAGACACCACCAACCGCCUGUGUGGCCAUAGAUAAUGUGCAUAAUAAAUUGACGAGCUAAAUGG